AUGUCUGCAUCUAGCAAAUUUGAUCUUUCUUCUGGUAGCCCAGAUAGGCCAUUAUAUGCAUCUGGGAAUCGUGGAUCCUAUGGUACUCCUUCAAUGGACAGAUCAGGUAGCUUCCGUGAAAACACAGAGAAUCCUCUUUUAUCGAGUCUGCCGAACAUGACGCGGACCAGUUCUUCUGUAACUCAAGGGGAUGUACUCAACUUCUUCCAAUGUGUGCGUAUCGAUCCAAAAUCUAUGGUGGUAGAGCAUAAGUUGAAUCGGCCAGCAGAAUUCAAACGAAUUGCAAGUGCUGCAGUUGGCAUUCCACUGGAAGAUUCUCUACCUGCAUCUGCAAAAGGAAAACAGCUGUCCACCCCCUCACUAGAGGAUCUCAGGAGACUUAAAUCUGGAGUGCGGGAAAGUGGUACUAAAGCUAGGGAACGUGUGAAGAUAUUUAAUGACUGUUUAUCAGUAAUUAACAAGUGUUUCCCGGCUAUUCCAUCGAGGAAAAGAUCCCGACUUGAUGCCUUGUCCAAUGAUCGAUCAAAUACCUUGUUGUCAAUUGAUCGGUCGUCAUCCGGAAUGGGCAUGGGGAAAACAGCCUCUCAGAAUCAUGCAAGUACAAGUGGUUUUGAGCUGGAGCAACAGAGACCUGAAGAAAGGACCAAGGGUGCUAUUCCAAGCAAGCGUACUAGAACUUCUAUGGCUGACGCAAGGAUGGACAUACGUGCAAAUAAUCCUUCAAGGCCAUCUGGAAGUGUGGAUAAAGACAGGGAACUAGUAAGAUUCUCUAAUGUUAGCGCAGCUCAGGGUGACGAUCGGUCUUUAUCAGUGGCCGUUGAUGGUUGGGAGAAUUCAAAAAUGAAGAAAAAGCGAACUGGUAUAAAGCUAGAUGCUGCUGGUAGUUCGAUGAUGGCAAAACCAGUUGAUGGCUACAGAGAACCUAAACAAGGAAUGCAUCUGCGGCUUACCACUGAACCGCGUUCGAGGUCGAUCGAUGCCCAUGGCUUCAGAUCUGGCUCUAUAAAUGGAGGUCAGGGAGUAGGAAAAGCUGAAGCCACUCUGCAAACUGGCUUAGGCAUGCGGACACCCACAUCGAGGACUGACUCCGAUAACACAUCCCUUCUCCAUGAGAGGAGAGAACGUCCAAUUGGUCAAGAGAAAGAAAGAGUGAACCUGAAAGUGGCAAAUAAGGCGAAUUCUCGGGAAGAUUUAAGUUCAGGCAGCCCUACUUCAGGCUCAAAGUUGAACGCAAAUGUUCGUGCCCCCCGUUCAGGCUCAGUUGGUGGUGCGUCAAAGUUGUCUCACGUGGUGCAGCGAUCUAAUGAUUGGGAAUUUUCUAAUUGCAUUAACAAAAUUUCUGGUGGCCUUGGAGUUAACAGCCGCAAACGGACUCCUUCUGCACGGUCUUCUUCUCCUGUUGCUAACUGGGCUCAAAGGCCUCAAAAGAUUUCUAGAACUGCCAGAAGAACUAAUCUGUUGCCGACUGUUCCUGGGCAUGAUGAGAAUCCCAUUUUAGAUGCCACAUCCGACAUGAUGGCUGAAAGACGUUUUCCUGCCAGUUCUCCUCAGCAAAUCAAAAUAAAGAGCGAUAAUUUUUCUCCAGCUGCAUUAUCUGAGAGUGAGGAGUCAGGUGUUGCUGAAAUCAAGUCUAGAGAAAAGACUAAGAGUUGUGAUGAGAUAGAUGAAAAAAGUGGUCAGAAUGUCCAGAAAAUGUCAACACUGCUGCUACCCCCAAGAAAAAAUAAGACAGUAAAUGGAUAUGACCAUGGAGAUGGUAUAAGGAAGCAGGGUCGAACUGGUCGAGGAUAUACUUCAUCCAGAUCCCUCUUACCGUCAUCAGUCGAAAAGCAUGGGAACGUGGGGGCAACUAAACAAAUUAGAAGUUCUAGAAUUGUCCCUGACAAGAGUGAAAGCAGACUGGGUCGUCCACCUACUAGAAAACUCUCUGAUAGGAAGCCUUACACACGACAAAAACAUAUCACUGUCAAUGCUGGAGCAGAUUUUCUCGUUGGUUCUGAUGAUGGUCUUGAAGAGCUCUUGGCUGCCGCAAAUGCGGUUACAGACACUGCUCAAGCCCUCUCUAGCCCGUUCUGGAAGAUGAUGGAGCCUCUAUUUCGAUUUAUAUCUGAUGUGGACUUAUCCUAUUUGAAAAAUCAGGUUAAUCCUGGUUUAGCUCUGGAUACACCUGCUCUUGCCCAUCACGAUGCCGGUAGUAGCACUUUACUACCUAAUGGCUGCAGAUCAAAUGUUUUUGGCAGAGAGGAAACUGAAGGAAGAAGUGUGGAACUUAGUGCAGAACAUUCAGCAUUAGGAGCAAAGUCACCAAAUGAGAUUCCCCUGUAUCAGAGGCUAAUCGCAGCUUUGAUUCCUGAAGAAGGAAAUGAGGCCCCUUUUGGAAAAGAUAACCUAAGAUAUGAUGUUUAUGGUUCUCGCUCUGAAAUGGAAAAGGAUAUAGAAUCUGAUACAUUGUGCUCUCAGAUCUCACUGAUCCCUUCGGGAUAUCCUAUGCCAAAUAGUUAUGAUGUAAAUGCUAAUGGGAGAUCAUUUUAUGAGCUAGAGUGCAGUACUGUGUCUACUCCUGACACAGGGAUUCCCAGCUAUGAUCAUGUGCAAACUCGUUUACAUACAGAACAGUCAAUGACUGGCACGAUUUGUUCUGAUCAUCAAUAUUUUAAUUUGCCAAUAAAUGAAAGACUUCUCUUAGAGGUUCACAACAUAGGAAUCUACCCAGAUCUAGUGAGUGGAGAUGAGGAAAUAAGUGGAGAUAUCAAUAGUUUGGACGAGAAAUACCAGGAACAGGUUUCAAGGAAGAAAAGCUUCCUCGGUAAACUUCUGAGUUCUGCUUCUGAAGCUAAAGAGCUGCAGGAAAAGGAAUUUGAAGUGCUUGCUCUUGAUAAACUUGUUGGAAUGGCCUUUGAAAAAUACAUGAGUUGCUUGGGUCCUAACAGUCAGGGUACGAAGAAUAACAGUAGUAAAAUUGCCAAACAACAAACUGCCUUGGCUUUUGUUAAGCGAUCAUUGGAGCGUUACCAGGAAUUUGAGGCUACAGGAAAAAGUUGCUUUGAUGAUCCUUUGUACAGGGACAUGUUCCUCUCUGGAGUCUCGCGCCUUGUUGAUCGACAGCCUCUGAAUUCCAGCACAGACAACGAAUGUAACAAACUCAAUUUCGGCAUCUCUGGCUGCUCUAUGGAAGUUAAAACUCCAGCUCAUCUGGGCGCACAGCAGGGCCCCAGGUCAAACAAUCAAGAUACAUAUUCAUUUGAAGCCUUCCCAUCUGCAAACCUGGGCUCUGAACAAAUUACUGGUACUGAAGACAGUUGGUCAAACAAAGUGAAAAGAAGGGAAUUGAUGCUCGAUGAUGUUGGUGGAACGAGUGGCAGAGUCCCAGUUCUGCAGCCAGGACUUGAUGGUUCCUUUUCAUGCAGCGCCAAAGGAAAAAGGAGUGAGAGGGACAGAGAAGGAAAGGGAAACAGUUCCACUGGUAAAGUUGGCCGCCCGGCUAACUCUGCUAAAGGAGAGAGAAAGUCCAAGGCAAAACCUAAGCAGAAAACAACUCAUUUGUCUGCUUCGGUCAACGGAUCUUUAGGUAAAAUGACUGAACAGGCAAAAGGAGUGUUCUCACCAUCUCUCACCUCGAAUGAGGUUGGCGGGCAUGAAAAUACGAACAAUAACAUUGACUAUAACUCAGAGAUGUUGGAAGAGCCCAUUGAUUUAUCAGGCCUGCAACUCCCUGAGAUGGAUGAUAUAGGUCAUCCUGAUGAUCUAGGCGGUCAAGGAGAAGAUAUAGGGUCGUGGUUGAAUAUCGAGGAUGAUGGAUUGCAUGAUCAUGAUUUUAUGGGUGGCCUUGGAAUCCCAAUGGAUGACCUGUCGGACUUAAAUAUGAUGGUUUGA
This is a messenger RNA of Striga hermonthica, 3873 nucleotides long. The record is from the annotation of a GenBank genome assembly. NCBI's taxonomy places the organism in Eukaryota, Viridiplantae, Streptophyta, Magnoliopsida, Lamiales, Orobanchaceae.